AUGAAGGGGGUCGAUAACUCACCAGCUGAUCGUGAAGGGAUGACAAACAAACCAAUUGUGACAUGCGCUGGCGAUUGGAACUUAUUUUGUACCCUAGAGGCACCAUUGGUAGCAGCUAUACCUCAAGAUUCAAGUGAAUGGCGUAGAUCUUAUGGCCGAAUUACUAAAUUUGUUUAUCUGGAAGCCUCAUUUACAAAGUUUAAUAAUGAGAAACUGCAAUCUGAGCUAAAUCUUCUAAAGAGACCCAUAUUCCAUAUUUAUUGGACUGACUGUGUGGACAUAGAAUAUUAUAAAACUGUUCUUAGAGAAGACAUAGAAUCAUGGCUCAAACAUUUAGAAAGAAACAAUGUUACAGACUGGAUGAUAGUUUUAGUAGAGACUUACGAUAUAAGAAAAACAAACAAAUUAUUACCAAGAACUACAGUUUUGGAUAAAAUUAAAGGAGAUUUUGCUGUUAAACAGACUGAAGAUAGAUUUAUUUCUGUUAUAAAUCCUAUUAAAUCUGAAGCUAGGAGUGCCGAAUCAUGGAGGGCUCUAGUAGCAAAAGUCAGGCAUUUUAUUCUAGUAGCAUAUAAUAAAGCUCUGAUAAAAUUUGAAGAAUAUAUGAGAGAGCAGAGAGAAAAGAGAAAUGAUCCGGAAUGGGAUUUUUGUAAAUACUUCAUUUUACAGGAACAAUUAGCAUUUGUCUUAGAAAUGCUGGGUUUAUAUGAAGAAGCUCUUGUUCAAUAUGAUGAAUUGGACGCCUUGUUUUCACAAUUUGUACUAAAUUCUAAUGUAACAGAAAGUCCAAAAUGGCUUGAAACAUUCAAACAACCUGUAACAUCUUGGCAAGCCGUAAGAUUGACAGCUUUAGUGCCACAGGCUUUAAGGGAAUUAAUUAUUAAGAAGAAGGCAUCCCUAUUAGACUUUAGAAGUUAUUUGUUUCAACGACAAAGUGCCAUGUUAUUACUUACUUUUAAGCCAUGGGAGAUCGCAUCCCGUUGUCUAACAACAGUCCACAACACAUUAGUAGAGAUGUCUUUACUUAACACCCACGCGGUGGAGGGCGCGGCAGCGUGCUGGUCGCAUCUCGCCUGCGUGGAGACGCUACGUGCUUGUGAACGGUUGUCCUCAACUAAUAGUGCUUUGGAAGCGUGCACUACUAUGCAUGCGCCGUUGUUGCAUAAUGCUAAAGAUAAGUUGCACGAACUGGGCAAGUUAUGCGGUCUUCUCCCAGGCUCUUCGGACCCCACAUCAGAACAGUUACACCUAGUAGUUAUGUUAUCGGCCGGUAUGGGCGACAGUGAACCAAACAACCAGCAAAGCCCCACAGACAGACUGAAGGAAGCGUUGUGUAGUAAGAACAGCUUUCAGCAAUAUUACUUGGAAUUAGCUGAGUUGGCUAUGGGAACGUAUAAACAUAUUGGCAGGUUAAGAUUCGCUCGUCACAUAGGCCGUGACUUGGCCUCAUUUUAUUCAGAAUUAGGGGAAACCAGCAAAGCCGUAGUGUUUCUGAUGGACGCUUUGCGUUCGUAUGAGGAGCAAGGCUGGAAGGACUUGGCGGCUCAAACGCGAUUAGAAUUAGUUGCAGCCGCUAAGAAAAUGAAUGAUGUUGAUAGAUAUACAAAGCUCUCUGCUAGAAUAGCUAGUACCGCCGAAUUAGAGAUUCUAGUCAGAAAUUUUUAUUUCGAAGAAAUGUUAAAGUCAAUAAGAGAUAACCUUGCGGAUAAGCAAGAGUCAGUACUGACAGAGCUCAAUGAUUGCUUCAAAAUUAUAUCAGCAACGCUAUUGCCGUCCGAACGUAAAUCUUAUAUCACAGAUGAUAAGGUCCAAUGUCGCUUGGUCAUAGAAAGUUAUAUGCCCAAGGACGUGAUAUGUACUAAAGCAGCGAUCAGUGUGGAGAUUUUUCAAGAGAAAACGGAAAAAAGGACCCCAGUAAAGAGUUAUAAGACUGAUUUAAUAAGUGUUAGUGUAGGUAGUUCCCCGAAACGGUCCACGCCGGAGGAAGGCGAUAGUGAAUCUAAUAUCUUAGUUACUAGUAUAAGGCUAGACGAUUUAAAACCUAAAAAUCCAUUACUAAACCCAAUGAAUAUAACCUCAAAGUUACAUUACAAAGAAGAUAAAAAUCUUCAAAAAGCUACAGUUGAGUGUCAAAAUACAAAAAUGCCUCUAAGAAGAUCUGACAGUAGCAAAUAUAGGAAACCAUCUGCCACUAUAAGAAAUAACUAUGAAAUUUGCUUUAAAAAUAGCAAUUUAGUACUGACACCCGGUAUAAAUGAAAUAAUGGUCGAGUAUAUAGCGAAUAAAUGUGGAAAAUUUAAAUUGGGACAAAUAUCAUUAUUAAUAGAAGACAAAUUAGAGUUUCUAUCCAAUGUCCUGGUUUCCAGUAAGAUGGGUUAUGAAGUGGAAACUCAAGGUGUUAGUGUGUUUUUAAAUAAAGUUGAGCCGAAGAAAGAUUUGGUGGCAGGGUUAGAGCAAGAUAUGGAAUUGGUUGUGACGAGUGGAAGUUCCAAAAUACAUGAGAACGUCUCGAUUCUGCUGAAAACAUCAACUGGUCUUUUAUUAAGGUUUGCAGAUGAAGAAGCUCCGAUGUCGAGGGAACUAUCCAUACCUGUAGAGGCCAUAGGACCAUUUCAAACAACUAAGAUACCAUUGCGACUGUUCUCAAAGUUACAGCCAAAGAGGGAGAAAAGCAUCGAACAUACUGUAUGGCUCACCUGCCCAUGGUGGGACUCUGUCACAGAAGUACCCCUCGACUUUUCCCCUCCAAUGAUAGUCUCAUGGCGUUUAUUGACAUCGAAUACAAGGAAAUUCAUACACGUCACGCUAAAAUCUACUGUAGCGCAUUUCAUACAGUUUGUACUGACUGAGCCCAAGUUAGAAUGCGAUGGGAAUAAUACUGUGUCCGAUUUAAAUCCUACAAAUGCUGGGGAUAUGACCGUUGCAUCAGACAGUACUACAGCUUCAUUUAUGUGGGAAUUACUUAAAGAUCCCCUAGUAAAGGCUGGACCCAUGAAAGCUACAUUUCAUGUACAAUACAGACUUGUUAGUGAAGAAACGUCUAGAAACUUCCACUGUCCGUUCGAUAUUCAAGAUUAUACUACGCUAUUUGUGAUUAGAACUAAGUUGGAACCAGGGAAGGGAUCGGACUUCUGUAGGGCAUCCCAAGUGUGCUGUUUACAGCUUAAUGUACAAAGGGUAAACGAAACAGACCAUACGUCACUGAUGUACGAGGUGUUGGCUGACCAGACCAUGUGGGCGGUGUUAGGGCGUACUGCUGGUGUAAUAACAAUGGAGUCGAGCACGGCGGAAGGGCAGUGCGUGUCGCUGGACGUGAUGCCGCUGGGCGCCGGCUACCUGCCGCUGCCCGCCGUCCGGCUCUCCAAGUACAUUGCAGCUAAUACUAGAGAUCCAAAGAAAGAUAUAUCUGCCCACCCAAGGCUCGAGCCGUUCAGUCCGGGGCAGGUGUACCACGCGGGCAAGGCGAAGCAGGUGCACGUUCUGCCCCCGGCGCCUAAAGAAUUUAUAGAUGUUACUAUC
This is a messenger RNA of Brenthis ino (lesser marbled fritillary), 3519 nucleotides long. NCBI's taxonomy places the organism in Eukaryota, Metazoa, Arthropoda, Insecta, Lepidoptera, Nymphalidae. The record is from the annotation of a GenBank genome assembly.